Ziziphus jujuba (common jujube) is the source of this 1386-nucleotide messenger RNA. Its product is annotated as tobamovirus multiplication protein 2A. The transcript is spliced from 7 exons. Bases 243 to 1088 code for a protein of 281 amino acids. The record is from RefSeq and is a predicted model, not a curated record. NCBI's taxonomy places the organism in Eukaryota, Viridiplantae, Streptophyta, Magnoliopsida, Rosales, Rhamnaceae. Gene Ontology annotation, cellular component: membrane.
ACUAGACAGUGGAGGAAAAAGUGAAGGCACUUUGUUUAUGUGAAUUGCCCUUUUGAACAAAUACUCUCUCUCUCUCUCUCUCUGCCAUCAUCAUCAGAAUCCGAAGGAAGGAAGCUCGUCUCUCCGAUAAGACUCUUGGAUUAGUUGCUUCGGUUUUUUGAAGAUAUUAGGCACAUUGAUGAAAUAGGAGAUACCCAUUUGAAAUUUUUGUGAUAGAAAAAGGAUCAGAUAACUUGCAGAGGAUGGCCUGCAGAGGGUGCUUGGAAUGCAUAUUGAAACUUUUGAACUUCUUGUUGACCCUUUUGGGUCUGGCCAUGGUGGCCUAUGGGAUCUAUUUGCUGGUUGAAUACAACAAAGUAUCUGGUGAUACCCUCACCGCUUCUUCUGUUGAUAAGGAUAAUGGUUUGAUACAGCUUGGUCGACCCAUCCUCAUGGCUGUUUCUCUGUCAGCUAGUAGCAUCUUUGAUAAUUUGCCGAAAGCUUGGUUUAUAUACUUAUUUAUUGGAAUAGGGGUGAUUCUCUUCGUCAUCUCAUGUUUUGGAUGUAUUGGAACUGUAACACGGAAUGGUUGCUGCUUGAGUUGUUACUCUGUGUUGGUGGUUCUGUUGAUCUUGGUGGAGGUGGGAUGUGCGGCCUUUAUAUUCUUUGACAAAAGCUGGCAAUCAGAAAUCCCAACCGACAAAACUGGAGACUUUGACAUGAUAUAUGCUUUUCUGAAAGAGCACUGGAAUAUUGUCAGAUGGGUUGUGCUUGGAGCUGUUAUUUUGGAGGCCCUACUUUUUGUGAUAGCCCUUAUGGUUAGGGCUGCAAACAAGCCACCAGAGUAUGACAGUGAUGAUGAGUUCAUUGCUCCAAGGCAACAAAUCCGUCAGCCUUUGAUCAACAGACCAGCUGUUCCAGCAACUGGAGUACCUGUUGCUGGCACCCUUGAUCAGCGUCCAAGCAGAAAUGAUGCUUGGAGUACACGCAUGAGGGAAAAGUAUGGGCUUGAUACAUCCGAAUUUACAUACAACCCAAACGAGUCACACAGGUUCCAGCAAGUAGGCACACAGCCAGCAGAAGAAAGGAGACGAUGCACUAUCAUGUGACAUAUUUGCAGUUCCAGCCAAAGUUUGGAUUUGUGGUGGUGUGUAGAACGCUCAACUUUCAAGCUUCUCAGAAUCUCCUUUGUCAAAUUUUAUGUACAACAAAAAUUUUUCUGGAGCUUUACAUAUCUCACCGCAACGGAUCUUUCCCUUCUUAUGUAUUGUGAUUUGGUGUGCAUAACUGUACUGGUACAUUAGGGUAUUCUGUGGAGUCACAAGUGAGCAUAGUUUUAUUAUCAGAGCUAUGAAAAACAUUUUGCCAGGUUUAUUGAUGUGAAGAGGCUGCUUAUGACGUGUUCAA